This is a messenger RNA of Portunus trituberculatus (swimming crab), 7250 nucleotides long. RefSeq names its product mucin-2-like. The transcript has 11 exons. The coding region runs from base 61 to 6162 and encodes 2033 amino acids. The record is from RefSeq and is a predicted model, not a curated record. NCBI's taxonomy places the organism in Eukaryota, Metazoa, Arthropoda, Malacostraca, Decapoda, Portunidae.
UUUGCUUUAUGUGUUAUAUACUUAUCUUGGAGGGAAGGUUGUCAGGUCUCUCAGCCCAAGAUGAGGGUGGUACUCUUCCUCCUCGUCAUAAAGGUGGCGACGGCUCAGCUCUCUCUCGGUAAUGAGGUGGUGCCCGUGAUGCCAGGAAUGCCCACCAUCACCAGUCUGGACGUACAGUGCGAGAAAGAAGGAAUGACAGUCAAUGUGGAAUUCAACUUGCCUUUCAAUGGAAUCAUCUUCAGCAAGGGCCACUUCUCUAAUUCUGAAUGUCGGUACGUGACGCCGGAUACAGGACAGCGGAAAUACACCUUCCGUGUCCCGAUGGAUAGGUGCGGAACAGGCGCCACCGAGGAGGAUGACACCACCGUCUCCAAUGUAGUCAUUUUCCAGAUGGACCCCGAUGUACAGGAGGUUUGGGACACAGCUAAGCGGAUCUCGUGCGUAUGGAACAACAAGUACAAGAAGGCAGUGAACUUCGAGCCUCUGCAAGUUUCCAUGCUGGAUGUGGUUCAGACACGCUUCGAGGGAGAGGACGUCAAGUGUUGGAUGGACAUACAGAGGGGCACCUACCCGAACACGUAUCCUAUGGACGGUAUCCUACGCAUCGGAGAGCAGCUCACCGUCAUGGUCUACCUAAAGGACGAGAACCGCAAGUUGGACGUGGCCGUGAGGGACUGCUGGGCCUAUGGAGAACCAAACUUCGACGAUCCUGACACACCAAACCUACAACUCACAAGAGAUGAUGGAUGUCCAAUGCGUAAAAAACUCAUGCAUUUCUGGGCACGUACUUACGACACCUUUGACACUGGAGCAACUCUCAUCACCUACACCAACAUGUCGGCUUUCAAGUUUCCAGACCGAAUGCAGGUCUUCCUCACCUGUAAUGUACAGAUAUGCACUAACCGAUGUGAUGACCGCUGCACUGCCGAGCCAUCACAGCCUGUCACCUUCAUAACCCCAACGGAGAUCAGUGUAACAACACCACUCACCACACGACGACCACCACCUCCACCACCACGCUGCACGCCAGGUUCAAAAGAUCCCCGAUGUCCACCAAUCUGCAAGCCAGGAUCUCGUGAUCCAAGAUGUCAACCAGUAUGCAAACCAGGAUCAACUGACCCAAGGUGUCGUCCAGUCUGCUAUCCAGGCUCCACUGAUCCAAGAUGUCCCAAGCCUACAACAUCAAGACCAACAACAACAUUCUCAUGCAAACCAGGUUCCCUUGAUCCAAGGUGUCAACCAAAGUGUUACCCAGGGUCUACUGAUCCAAGGUGCCCAAGUCCUACAACACCAAAACCAACAACACCAUUCUCAUGCAGACCAGGAUCAACUGAUCGAAGAUGUCCACCAAACUGCUACCCAGGUUCUACUGAUCCAAGGUGUCCCAAAACUACAACACCAAAACCAACAACACCAUUCUUAUGCAGGCCAGGAUCAACUGAUCGAAGAUGUCCACCAAGUUGCUACCCAGGCUCUACUGAUCCAAGGUGUCCCAAACCAACAACCACAACACGCAGACCAACAACAAAAUUCACAUGCAGGCCUGGCUCUAAUGACCCAAGGUGUCCACCGAAUUGCUACCCAGGCUCUACUGAUCCAAGGUGUCCCAAACCCACAACACCAAGACCAACAACACCAUUCUCAUGCAGACCUGGCUCUACUGAUCCAAGGUGUCCACCGAGAUGCUACCCAGGCUCUACUGAUCCAAGGUGUCCCAAACCCACAACACCAAGACCAACAACACCAUUCUCAUGCAGACCUGGCUCUACUGAUCCAAGGUGUCCACCGAGAUGCUACCCAGGCUCUACUGAUCCAAGGUGUCCCAAACCCACAACACCAAGACCAACAACACCAUUCUCAUGCAGACCAGGAUCAACUGAUCCAAAAUGUACACCGAUAUGCUUCCCAGGCUCUCCUGAUAUUAGGUGCCCCCAGCCUACAACACCAAGGCCAACAACACCAUUCUCAUGCAGACCUGGAUCAAAUGAUCCAAGGUGUCCACCAAACUGCUACCCAGGCUCUACAGAUCCAAGGUGUCCCAAACCCACAACACCACGACCAACAACACCAUUCUCAUGCAGACCUGGAUCAAAUGAUCCAAGGUGUCCACCGAGAUGCUACCCAGGCUCUACUGAUCCAAGGUGUCCCAAACCUACAACACCAAGAACAACAACACGUAGACCAACAACACAAUUCACAUGCAGGCCUGAUUCUACUGAUCCAAGGUGUCCACCGAGAUGCUACCCAGGCUCUACUGAUCCAAGGUGUCCUAAACCUACAACACCAAGACCAACAACACCAUUCUCAUGCAGACCUGGUUCUACUGAUCCAAGGUGUCCACCGAGAUGCUACCCAGGCUCUACUGAUCCAAGAUGUCCCAAACCUACAACACCACGACCAACAACACCAUUCUCAUGCAGACCUGGAUCAAAUGAUCCAAGGUGUCCACCAAACUGCUACCCAGGCUCUACUGAUCCAAGGUGUCCCAAACCUACAACACCAAGAACAACAACACGUAGACCAACAACACAAUUCACAUGCAGGCCUGAUUCUACUGAUCCAAGAUGUCCACCGAAGUGCUACCCAGGCUCUACUGAUCCAAGGUGUCCUAAACCCACAACACCAAGACCAACAACACCAUUCUCAUGCAGACCUGGAUCAACUGAUUCAAGGUGUCCACCCGUAUGCUACCCAGGCUCUACUGAUCCAAGAUGUCCCAAACCCACAACACCACGACCAACAACACCAUUCUCAUGCAGACCAGGAUCAACUGAUUCAAGGUGUCCACCGAGAUGCUUCCCAGGCUCUACUGAUCCAAGGUGUCCUAAACCCACAACACCAAGACCAACAACACCAAGGACUACAACACGCAGACCAACAACACAAUUUACAUGCAGACCUGGCUCUACUGAUCCAAGGUGUCCUAAACCUACAACACCAAGACCAACAACACCAUUCUCAUGCAAACCUGGAUCAACUGAUCCAAGGUGUCCACCAAACUGCUACCCCGGCUCUACAGAUCCAAGGUGUCCCAAACCUACAACACCAAAGCCAACAACACCAUUCUCAUGCAGACCUGGAUCAAAUGAUCCAAGGUGUCCACCGAGAUGCUACCCAGGCUCUACUGAUCCAAGGUGUCCCAAACCCACAACACCACGACCAACAACACCAUUCUCAUGCAGACCUGGAUCAAAUGAUCCAAGGUGUCCACCAAACUGCUACCCAGGUUCUACAGAUCCAAGGUGUCCCAAACCUACAACACCAAGGCCAACAACACCAUUCUCAUGCAGACCUGGCUCUACUGAUCCAAGGUGUCCCAAACCUACAACACCAAGGCCAACAACACCAUUCUCAUGCAGACCUGGUUCUACUGAUCCAAGGUGUCCACCAAACUGCUACCCAGGAUCAACUGAUCCAAGGUGUCCCAAACCUACAACACCAAAACCAACAACACCAUUCUCGUGCAGACCAGGAUCAACUGAUCCAAGGUGUCGACCAAUCUGUUUUCCAGACUCCACUGAUCCAAGGUGUCCCAAACCUACAACACCAAGAACCACAACACGCAGACCAACAACACAAUUCAUAUGCAGGUCUGGUUCUACUGAUCCAAGGUGUCCACCGAACUGCUACCCAGGAUCUACUGAUCCAAGGUGUCCCAAACCUACAACGCCAAGACCAACAACACCAUUCUCAUGCAAACCUGGAUCAACUGAUCCAAGGUGUCCACCGAAUUGCUACCCAGGCUCUACAGACCCUCGGUGUCCAAAGCCUACAACACCAAAGCCAACAACACCAUUCUCGUGCAGGCCAGGAUCAACUGAUCCAAGGUGUCCACCGAACUGCUACCCAGGCUCUACUGAUCCAAGGUGUCCUAAACCUACUACACCAAGACCAACAACACAAUUCACAUGCAGACCUGGCUCUACUGAUCAAAGGUGUCCACCAGCUUGCUUCCCGGGCUCUACUGAUCCAAGGUGUCCCAAACCUACAACACCAAGACCAACAACACCAUUCUCAUGCAGGCCAGGUUCAACUGAUCGAAGAUGUCGUCCAGACUGCUACCCGGGAUCUACUGAUCCAAGGUGUCCCAAACCUACAACACCAAAACCAACAACACAAUUCACAUGCAAGCCUGGCUCUAAUGAUCCAAGGUGUCCACCGAACUGCUACACAGGAUCAACUGAUCCAAGGUGUCCCAAACCAACAACACCAAAACCAACAACACCAUUCUCGUGCACACCAGGAUCAACUGAUCCAAGGUGUCGUCCAAUUUGUUUCCCAGGCUCCACUGAUCCAAGGUGUCCUAAACCUACAACAUCGAGACCAACAACACCAAAAACCACAACACGCAGACCAACAACACAAUUCACAUGUAGGCCUGGUUCCACUGAUCCAAGAUGUCCACCGAGAUGCUACCCAGGUUCUACUGAUCCAAGGUGUCCUAAACCUACAACACCAAAACCAACAACACCAUUCUCGUGCAAACCAGGAUCAACUGAUCCAAGGUGUCCUCCAAUUUGUUUCCCAGGCUCCACUGAUCCUAGGUGUCCCAAACCUACAACACCUAGACCAACAACACCAUUCUCGUGCAAACCAGGAUCAACUGAUCCAAGGUGUCGUCCAAUUUGUUUCCCAGGCUCCACUGAUCCAAGGUGUCCUAAACCUACAACACCUAGACCAACAACACCAAGAACCACAACACGCAGACCAACAACACAAUUCACAUGCAAGCCUGGUUCCACUGAUCCAAGGUGUCCACCGAGAUGCUACCCAGGUUCUACUGAUCCAAGGUGUCCUAAAUCUACAACACCAAGAACCACCACACGUAGACCAACAACACCAUUCUCAUGCAGACCUGGCUCUACUGAUCCAAGGUGUCCCAAACCUACAACACCAAAACCAACAACACCAUUUUCGUGCACACCUGGAUCAACUGAUCCAAGGUGUCCACCGAGAUGCUAUCCAGGCUCUCCUGAUAUUAGGUGUCCCAAACCCACAACACCAAGAACCACAACACGCAGACCAACAACACAAUUCACAUGCAGGCCUGGCUCUACUGAUCCAAGGUGUCCCAAACCUACAACAACAAGACCAACAACACCAUUCUCAUGCAGACCUGGAUCAACUGAUCCCAGGUGUCCACCAAACUGCUACCCAGGAUCUAUUGAUCCAAGAUGUCCCAAAUCUACAACAACAAGACCAACAACACCAUUCUCAUGCAGACCUGGAUCAACUGAUCCUAGGUGUCCACCAAACUGCUAUCCAGGAUCUAGUGACCCAAGGUGUCCCAAACCUACAACACCAAAACCAACAACACCAUUCUCAUGCAGACCUGGAUCAACUGAUCCUAGGUGUCCACCAAACUGCUAUCCAGGAUCUACUGAUCCAAGGUGUCCCAAAACUACAACACCAAGACCAACAACACAAUUCACAUGCAGGCCUGGCUCCACUGAUCCAAGAUGUCCUCCAGUCUGCUUGCCAGGCUCUACUGAUCCAAGAUGUCGUAAACCUACAACAACAACACGAAGACCAACAACACCAAGAACCACAACACGCAGGCCAACCACGCUUGUCCCUGAUGGUUCUGGCACUCCUAGCACGAAAACGAAACCUGAUGGCGAUGACUUCCAUGCUGAGGAUGCUGAUCCCCGCUACCACGCCUUCCACUCUUGGCUUUAUCUGCCUCCUCCUCGUCCUCGUAGCCAUGCUGGACGUCGCCGUCGCGCCAUCGAGCAAGGCAAGAGCAUGACAGUUAAUCUCGGCGUACAACAGCUAGUGACUGGACCUGCAAAGACUUUACAUGCUAUAUCUAUUGAUACUGAAGGGGAUAAUCUUCUGGUAGAACUGGAGGAGGCUGGCCAGAUGGUACUGCCCAUGAAAGACGCUACACCAAAAGUGGAGGAAGUAGAACUGGACUAUGGCAGCGACAUCAAGGCUGAUGUCAAGCAUGAAUUUCUUCUCGUGUUUGAGGAGGAAGCUUCAAAAAGCCACCGGGCAAAGCGGUUCACAUUUGAAAAGGAAGGCCAGUCAACAGUAAUGCCCAGCUAUGGCAUGCUCUUCUUGGUAGUAGGAGUGACCGCAGCACUAGUAGGUACUGCUGUGGCUGUGCGUGCCACUUUAUCUCGAAGUAGAAGGAAAAGUGAAGUAAUUUCAUAUGCUUAACAUAAAGUCAGUGUGCGCUAGUGAACAUUCUGUCAAUUGAUUGUCCGAACUUGCAUAAGCAACAGUCCACUGCGAGUCAUGCAACAAAGUUUGUGGUAUUAAUUGUCAGUAAGUCUGAAGAAAUAUUAUUACAGUAUUUUCAUAGAGCAAAAAUUUGUACUAAGAAAAGCACUGUAUCACACGCCAUGUCAGCAACAUUCAGCGGCGGACUCUCGAGCUGGCUCGGAGUCCCUCAAAGUUGGAACUCCACCUUUCCUUACAGCCCUGUCUCCUUCCGCCAGUCCUUCACAUGUCUUGUAAACCUGAUCUGCCCCAAUCAUUGAACAAUCUCUAACUUACAAACUCAUCUACCACUACGCCAGCAGCUACACAGCUAAAUAUUCCAUUCAAAUCAAGUAUCCUUCAAACAAAACUUUUCCCUUUUCCCGUUUCUCGAGCCACACUUUGAACUUGUCACGGCAGCCGGCUGCCGAACAAAGCAGGGUUGGCAGUCGUGCGCCUACCCUCUUGGUAGUCAUCGGAGUCAAUGUGAUUCAAAUGGCUUUCUCUUCUAACAACACAGCUUUCCAUUAUGUAAAGUCAUCCUGACAGUAGAGGCUCAGAAUUACCUAUCAAAGAUGAAACUUCAUCUUUACUAGCCUAUUCGUUUCAUCUCUCUCUCUCUCUCUCUCUCUCUCUCUCUCUCUCUCUCUCUCUCUCUCUCUCUCUCUCUUUUCCCUGAGCCUUAGCUAAUUUCCUGUUCUAUCUCUACUUCUUCCUUUCCUCUGGCCAUCCCUAAUACGACUUGUUUGGACUGAAAACUGAAAUAUGCACCUCUCAGUCCUUAGCUAAUUAGAGGUAACGAGUGGGGUUAGUUCAUUGUCACAUAUAGUCAAUGAAGCUUUUUUUCUUUUCUUUUUUUUUUAUGCCAUUGUUUACACGAGUCUACUGUGAUGUCAUGAAUGGGUCGUGAUUCUCUAGAUAAGGAUUAUGGUGUUAUAUGUGUCAUUAGGUUAAAAGUCAAAGGUUUAUUUUUCUCUCUAUCCAUUGUUGUUUGGUCAUUUUUGUGUAUUUUUUUUCUAUGUAUAAAAUAAAUCUGAGUAUGUAUA